CAUGUCAAGUGACAACCCAGAUGGUUAGCCAUUAGAUUUCGAAUAUUAUGAAACAAAUUAUCCUUAUUUGAAUGUCAAGAAGAAUCUUCUGAACAACACAUUAUCAAAAUGGAGAAGAGCUAUUGCACCUUAUAAUCCAUUUGCCAUGCAAUAAAUCCCAAAUUAAAAGAGAAUGGGUAUGGGUAUAAGAAAUGGUAAUGGAUUUUACUUCCCUGAUCCAUAUCCUAACAGAGUUAAUUGGAGUGUGUUUUUCCCAACUCAUUAUGAUCCUUUGAGUGAAUAACACUUUGGAAAUCAUGGAUGGUAAACAAGAAAGUAAUAACAAAUACUAAAUUCAAUAGAGAUGCACCAAUGUUUACAGCAUUAGCAAUUAGAGCUUAAGCACUCCCAAGAGGAUGUGUAAGAUAAAUUGAAGCCUUUAAAAGAUGCUAAAAUGUAAAUGGAGUAACUAAAUGUCAAGAAGAAGCUGAUAAUAUCAUUUCUAUUUGUCCAAAGUGGGCAUUAGAAGGAUUGAAGGAAAAGAAAAAGUAACUAGAUAAAAUUGAAGCCAUUUAAACAUUACAAUAUCGUUCAGUUUUAGAAGUGUCUCCCUACAAUAAAGUAUAAUUAAAGAGUUAAUAUUUUAAUAGGGCAGAACAGUAAAAGAUGUUUCAGAUAAGACCUGGGCUGAUGGUCAUAGAGAUAAGUUGAGACCUGAUACAAUGUGGGCUGAUGAGAGAUAUACAAGCAUAACUUAGAGUGAAAUUAAUGAAGCUAAGAAAAGAGUGGCUGCAAGAGAUGCUGCUAAUGGAAGGUAAGAAUAAAAUAUUAUGUUAAUUUAGAGUUAAGGAUAAGGUGUACCCUGUGCAUCACCCAGAUAUGUCAAGUUCUCAUAUUAGAGAAGACAAACCUCUAUAUCCAUGAUUUAUUAAUAAAAUAAUAAAUAAAAAUAUUAAAAUAAAUCUUUAAGAAUGGUAUGUGUUCAUAGUAAAUUAGGGAUUGUUAAAUAUCAUUAGAAAGAUCAAAAAGUCAGAAAAAGAAUUGAGAAUUCUUGUCUUAGGAUUAGAUAAUGCUGGUAAAACUACUAUUCUAAAGGCUUUAUCUAAUGAGGACAUCAAUCAAAUUGCUCCCACACAUGGUUUUAAUAUCAAAAAUUUGUAACACGAAGGAUUUAAGCUUAAUGUUUGGGAUGUUGGAGGUCAAGAGGUAUCAAUUUUGGUGCAUAAUAGAAAUUACGUGAAUAUUGGAGCAAUUUCUAUGAAAAUACAGAUGCUUUAGUAUUUGUUAUAGAUUCAUCAGAUUAAAUGCGUUUGGAAGAAGGAGGAAAAGAAUUAGACAAACUAUUAGGAGAGGCUGAAUUAAAGAAAGUGCCCCUUUUGGUAUUUGCAAAUAAAUAAGAUUUGGUUCAAGCUCUUCCAGCAGAUGAGGUUAAUAUGCUUACUUAAUUCAGAUUUCUGAUAGUUUGAAAUUAAAUAAAAUUACAGAUAGAUAAUGGUCGAUUGUAGCAUGUUCAGCUAAAACCCAAGAAGGAUUGCAAGAAGGAAUGGAAUGGCUUAUUAAGACAGUUUAAGAUAAAUGAAUAUUAAAUAAUAAAUAUUAUUAACAUGAAAUCAUAGAUUGAAGUUUUAAUUCAUUUUAAGAAAUUCACAAACAUUGAUCUUUUUACUCAAGGAAUCUAUUAAUUAAGAGUCCAUAUAGUAAUAAUUCUCAUAAUCCUAAAUAGCCUGAAGCCUAACCUUACUUGAUAUUUAAGUCAAUAAGACAUGAUCCAUAUACAUCAAAUGAAGUUGAUUAAAAUUUUGUUUUUUAUGAAGAAAAUAUAGAGGACAAAUAUUUCUAUUCAUAAGGAUUUUUGAUAAGAUAUGAGGAUGAAGAAAUGCCUACUAAUAUUGGAUGCGUAUUUCGAUAAUAAGAAACUCAAAAUAUUGAAAUCGUCAUUGAAUUGUUAUUUCUUGAUAAAAAACUUUUAGGAGAUAUAUUUGUGGAUAAUUUUUAGGAAGUUGCUUUGUCAAUUAGAUAAUAAAUGUAAAUAGUAUCAAAAGCCACUUUAAAAGUUUCUAAUCCAUUCACUUAUAAUUAAACAUAUUAUCCUAUAGAAUUUGAUUCAGCCCACUUUUGUUUAGUUGAAACUUAGAUACAUACAAUUCCAUUUCAAUUUUCAAUUUCAAAAUAGUAAUUGGCUGCAGAAAUUCAAACAGAAGAUUAAUUAUCUGAGCUUUUAAAUUAGUCAAUAUAUUUGUUGUUGGAUAAUAGAAAAUUAUUAAUGAAAUAACUAUCUAAUCUAUAAAAUGAAAAGAAAUUCACAUAGUUAUAAUAUUAGGAAAAAUAAUUCGAUUUAAAAGACAAAGAAAUAGAAAAUUUAAUUUUACAAGUAUAUUCUUAUCCAUCAAUAGAGUUUACAUGAACUUCAUCAGGAUAUGUAUAUAUUAUGGUGUGAACUAGUGAAUGCAAUCAAGGAGAACCAUCAAAAGUUAUAAAAUUAAUUAGAAUAAGAAUUUUUAUGUCAAAUGAUGUAAAUAUGGUAAAAUUGUGUUCUUUUAAAUAAAUCUGAAGUUAAAUAAUUGGAUUAGGUUUAAUUAAAUGGAAGAAAUAAUCAUGAAUAAGCAAAAUAUUACAGAAAUCAAAUUAUUUCUUAAGAAAUUAAUUAAAUUAAAUAUAUAGAAUUACUUUAGCCGUUAAACUCAAAUCCAUUUAUAUUCAAACAUACUUGUGUUUAAAAAGGAUUUAUCCAGAAACCUCAAAGUUCCUUUAUUCAUUACGUUGUUUUAGUUCAUGGAUAUUAAGGUACUUCAUAUGAUAUGAGAUAUUGGAAAUCUAUAUUGACAAUUCGUUUCAAAGAUAAAAUUAGAUUGAUUUGUCCAACAUGCAAUGAUGGCACAUCAAAUAAACCAAUUUAGGAAUAAGCAAAAUUACUUGCUAUAGAAGUUUCGAAUUUUAUUAGUGAUGAAAAUGUAACUGAAUUUCGAUUGUCAUUUAUUGGACAUUCACUUGGAGGACUUAUCAUAAGAGCAGCACUUCCUGAAUUGAUUGAAUAUAAAGAAUUUAUGCAUACUUAUGUGAGUCUUGGAUCACCUCAUUGUGGAUAUGCUUCAUCUGAAAGUGUUUUAGUUGAUACUGGAUUGAUGAUGAUUUAAAAAUGGAAUAAAUGCAAGACACUUGAAGAAUUAAGUUAAAAAGAUCAUAAAAAUAUUAAAAAUACUUACAUAUAUACUUUAAGUAAAGCAGAAGGAUUAAAUUGGUUCAAUAAUGUAGUUUUAAUGUCUUCAUUUUAAGAUCAUUAUGUACCUUUCCAUUCUGCCUUGAUAUAGAAAAUUGAGAAUUAAAAUGAUUAAAGAGUUUAGGCAUAUAAUGAAAUAGUUUCAAAUAUUUUAUCAAAAUGUGGUAAAAUAGAUAGAUUUGACAUUAAUUUUUUAAUAACUAAAAAGUAAUAGUUAUUGUUAUUAUUAUAGAAAAUUGGAUAAAUUUAUAGGGAGAGCAGCCCAUAUUGAAUUUAUUGAUAAUUUAACAUUGGUAAAGAUGUUUAUUUAUUUGUAUGAUGAAUAUUUUCAUUGA
Paramecium pentaurelia is the source of this 3531-nucleotide messenger RNA. NCBI's taxonomy places the organism in Eukaryota, Ciliophora, Oligohymenophorea, Peniculida, Parameciidae. The record is from the annotation of a GenBank genome assembly.